Populus nigra (black poplar) is the source of this 1639-nucleotide messenger RNA. Its product is annotated as transcription factor bHLH68. Gene Ontology annotation, cellular component: nucleus. The transcript is spliced from 9 exons. Lineage: Eukaryota; Viridiplantae; Streptophyta; Magnoliopsida; Malpighiales; Salicaceae. Gene Ontology annotation, biological process: regulation of transcription by RNA polymerase II. The record is from RefSeq and is a predicted model, not a curated record. Bases 270 to 1322 code for a protein of 350 amino acids. Gene Ontology annotation, molecular function: protein dimerization activity; RNA polymerase II cis-regulatory region sequence-specific DNA binding; DNA-binding transcription factor activity, RNA polymerase II-specific.
AGAAAAAAGUAAAGUAAUAAAGAAAGGAGGGAGAGAAACAAAGACAGGUUCUCAAACCUCCAUGAUUUAAAUUCUCUCAACAGGAGGACUUUCUUCUAUUUAAUCCAGAACAGGAAGACCCCUCAAACUUUCUACAAAGACCCUGCUUAGGAGCUUCAAGAAAAGGGAGGAGAAAUAAAAAAGAGAGAGAUUUAUAGCUAGUACAACUAGAGUGAAAGAGAUCAUCAUAUAUACCAAGGGGGAAAAUAUAUAUAUUCUGUAGGAAGGCAAUGAAUAGAGGAGUUUUGCAGAGUUCACCGGUGCAGCAAAUGAUGGCUGGCAACCCCAACUGGUGGAGCAUCAACAAUAUGAGGCCACCAAUAACUCAUCAUCAACAACCCUCUCCUUUUCUGCCUCCUCCUAGUCUCUUCCCUCAAUUCCUACCUUCCAUUUCUUCUUCUUCAUCAUCUUCUCUUCCUCUUCCUUCUUGGAAUUAUGAUAACCCAGAUCAGCUUCCAGAGUCAUGGAGCCAACUGCUUCUGGGUGGAUUGGUGUGUGAUGAAGACAAGAGCAAUAUAAGCAAUUUUCAAGCAAAGAAGAUGGAGAAUUGGGAGGAGCAAGUGUUACAUCAAGCAUCAAGUGCUUCGGUUGUGGAUGUCAAGCAAGAAAACUCUGCAAGCAACUACGUGUACGGUGCAAAUGAAGAUUUCCAGGCAGCUGCAAAACCUACAGCUUGUUCUCAAGUGAUACCUGCUUCAUCCCCCAAGUCCUGUGUUACCAGUUUCAGCAGUAACAUGUUGGAUUUCUCUACCAGCAAAGGAGAUGGAAGGCAUCCACCACCAGAUCGAUCUUCUGACUGUAACAGCACCGCUACUGGUGGGGCAGUAAAGAAAGCUAGGGUUCAAUCUUCUUCAGCCCAACCUACCUUUAAGGUGAGGAAGGAGAAAUUAGGUGAUAGGAUUACCGCUCUUCACCAGCUUGUUUCUCCAUUUGGGAAGACUGACACGGCCUCUGUCUUGUUAGAAGCUAUAGGGUACAUCAGAUUCCUUCAGAGCCAAAUUGAGGCUCUCAGCUUACCGUACUUGGGCAGUGGAUCCACAAAUAUGAGGCAGCAACAAUCUGUUCAAGGAGAAAGCAACUGUAUAUUUCCCGAGGACCCCGGUCAGCUGUUGAAUGAUAGUUGCAUAAAGAGGAAAGGAGCUUCUCAGCAGGACUCUCACGGGGAGCCAAAGGACCUGAGGAGUAGAGGAUUGUGUCUUGUUCCAGUGUCAUGCACACUGCAAGUUGGCAGCGACAAUGGAGCAGACUACUGGGCUCCCGCUCUUGGAGGGGGGUUCCGAUAGGCGGAACAAUCUUCUGGUGGGAGGUUUAAGCACACGAGGAGCUUCAUAAAAUGAUAUAACAUCAUUAGCAGUCACUCUGCUCAAAUCUAAGGCUGAUUGCUCAUGAUGCUAUAUGCGGUCUUCGCUAUCUGUGUGUGCUCUCUAGUUUGGACCUGAAUGUCUUUAAUUAGAACACUCUGAUUUAAGAUCAAGACUUAUAAUCUAUCUAUGUUCUUCCUCAUUUAGCUGCUACUAAGAUCGAUGAUGCUUUCAUGUAAAUGCACUACUUCUAGUAUGGUUAAUCAUUUUAAUGCUUGUUGCGCACGGAUUAAGCAGCA